AUGCUCCGCAACACGAACCCGCAAGACUCGGCGUACAGCCAGGUACGAUACCACCUCUCAGCAACAAAGAUGAAGAUCACCAACGCCCGGGCGCUCCUCAAGAAGGCAGCAGCUAUGUGCAAGAGCAAGACCAGUGUCCUCACGGCCAGGCUCCUCAUCCUCGCCUCCGUCCAUCGCAGGUUGGCCACGGUCGGCGCCAUUUCUCACAGGAUCCAUGCCCUCAUUGUGGCUGACCGGGAGAAGGGUGCCAAAGUGGACUACCACAAGGCUCUCAUGCUCCCCAAGGUUGAGAAGCCAAAGUACCAAGUCGGUGAGAUGGUGGAUCCGUCCCACCAUCUAACAUUGUUUGAUCAAGAGGACGGUGUUGGUGGCUGCCCUGACUGGACACUGCACCCCAUCUUCAGCGACGAUGACGAUUUCUGUUACACUGAUGAGUAUGGCAGUGAUGAUGAUGAUGGAGAUGAUCCCUCAGUGAUGACUGCAAUAAGGAGCAACCAGGAGGCUGAUUUGGAAUUCAAUAUGGACGACGAUAUUGACCUGGCUGCCGAAAUGUUCAUCAGAAGGUUCCGUGAGCAGAUGGACGAGAACUUCUCGUGAUGUUGUGUUCCAUAUAUACCAUGCAUGGUAGCGCACAUAGCUACUGCUAAC
Messenger RNA from Triticum dicoccoides, 648 nucleotides. RefSeq lists its product as uncharacterized. The coding region runs from base 1 to 597 and encodes 198 amino acids. The transcript is spliced from 2 exons. Lineage: Eukaryota; Viridiplantae; Streptophyta; Magnoliopsida; Poales; Poaceae. The record is from RefSeq and is a predicted model, not a curated record.